CACGUGAUCACUUGCUGACAUAUAUAAACGGACACGGGCUCUCGUUGAUUGGCUCUCCCAACACAGUUUUCUUGUGGAAGAAAAGAGUGGACUUAUGAUGUCAAAUGUUCAUAAUCAAAAUGGUCAAGGUCUAGAGCAGCAGUUUGCUGGUUUAGACUUAGGAUCUGGUGGAAGACCAUACAGUGGCAAAGAUGGACGAAAUUAUCGACCAAACAGCGCAAACCCAAGAUUUCAGGAACAAAUGUUCUACAUGCCAGGUCAGGGUAACCAAGGGCAACAGGGUCAGCGAUAUGUGCCUCCUCACAUGAGGAAUGCCCCAGGGGCACCUGCUCCUCCCCCAUUAGGAAUGGUGCCAAAUUACCCUCCACCCCCACUGCCAGAUAAUAGAGGGGGCAGAGAUGGAGGCUAUAGCAGAGGAGGAUAUAAUCAGGGCCGUGGAGGAUACAUGAAUGGGGGUCCUCCCCAAAGCUUCAGUCAGCCCAACAUGGGUGAUAGAGGUGGAUACAAUACUUACAACCGAGGGGGAUACAAUCAGGGUGGAGGUAACCGAGGUGGUUACAACAAUUACCAGAACCGUCGUGGUGGCUAUCAGAAUAAUGCACCAGGAAGAUAUGGAGGAGGGGACAGAUACAACAACUAUGGAGAUGGGGAUCGCUUCUCAAGACAGAGCAGUGCCCCUCCAAGUUCUGGGGGACGUUGGGAUAACCUUGAAGAUGAUCGAAACUUCAACAACCAGAGAUAUCAGAGUGAUGGUGACUUCAGCACAAAUAACAGAUGGGACAAUCGAACUGAUUACAAUACAGGGGGCAAGUACCCCCAAGAGACUACAAAGGAAAACUGGACUAUUCCCCUACCCCCUAAUCCCCGAAUGGAAGAGGAGCUGUUUGGAAGUGGAAACACUGGUAUAAACUUUGACAAAUAUGAAGAUAUUCCUGUGGAGGCAACUGGAGAAAAUGCCCCCAAAAAUGUGGAGACUUUUGAGGAGUGUAACUUGGGAGAGAUUAUCAGAAACAACAUUGUGCUGAGUCGCUACUCAAAGCCUACUCCAGUACAAAAAUAUGCCAUUCCUAUUGUUCUGAGUAAGAGAGACCUAAUGGCCUGCGCUCAGACAGGCUCUGGAAAGACUGCUGCUUUUUUGGUCCCAGUGUUAAACAGAGUCUAUGAAAAUGGACCCGAAGAAUCAGCAAAUGUGUCCUCGUCCAGACAGUAUGGGCGUAGAAAACAAUAUCCACUGGCUCUGGUCCUGGCCCCCACUCGAGAGCUGGCUUACCAAAUCUUUGAUGAAGCAAGGAAGUUUGCUUAUCGUUCCCGUGUGAGGCCCUGUGUGGUAUAUGGAGGAGCUGAUAUUGGGGCCCAGAUGAGGGACCUUGACAGAGGAUGUCAUUUACUGGUGGCUACCCCUGGAAGACUGGUAGACAUGCUGGAGAGGGGCAAGCUCGGUUUGGAACACUGCAAGUUCCUGGUUUUGGAUGAGGCAGACAGAAUGUUAGACAUGGGAUUUGAGCCCCAGAUCCGUCGCAUUGUGGAGAAGGAUAACAUGCCUCCGAGUGGUGUAAGGCAAACUCUCAUGUUCAGUGCCACAUUCCCCAAAGAAAUUCAGAUGCUGGCCCGAGAUUUCCUGGACAACUAUAUAUUUUUGGCAGUUGGAAGAGUGGGCAGCACCAGUGAGAACAUUACCCAGAAAGUGGUUUGGGUGGAAGAAAUGGAGAAACGUUCCUUCCUGUUGGAUCUAUUGAAUGCAGCAGCAGGUCCUGACUCACUGACUCUAGUCUUUGUGGAGACUAAGAAGGGUGCCGAUUCACUGGAGGAUUUCCUGAUCAGGGAGGGAUAUCCCGCUACCAGUAUUCAUGGUGACCGCUCUCAGAAGGAGAGGGAGGAGGCUCUGCGGCUGUUUAGGAGUGGGGACAGGCCCAUCAUUGUAGCUACAGCUGUGGCUGCAAGAGGCUUGGAUAUCCAAAACGUUAGACAUGUUGUGAACUUUGAUCUGCCAAGUGACAUUGAGGAAUAUGUACAUAGGAUUGGAAGAACUGGUAGAGUAGGAAAUCUGGGUUUGGCAACCUCGUUUUUCAAUGAGAAGAACAAGAACAUUGUGCGGGACCUCAUGGAUUUGCUUGUGGAGGCCCAUCAAGAAGUUCCAUCUUGGCUUGAAUCCAUGGCUUACGAAGCUCGGCCCACUGGAAGUUCCAGAAGGGGAGGUGGAAGAAGAUUUGGCAACUCUGGCUUUGGAUCAAGAGAUUACCGACAGCAGAAUAAACCCAAAUCUCAGCAGCAACAACAGCAGGGUGGUGGAGGAUACAGCAACAAUUAUAAUCCUAUGGCCAACCAAUACAGCAACUAUGGAGGCUCCUACGGUGGUGCCUACUCUGCCCCCAGCAACAGUGCUGCCCCAGACUGGUGGGGCAACUGAAGAGCCCAGCAAGCGACAACCACAUUUUGUUUAAUUUGACUGUUGUAAAUUUUGCAGGGUGACAAUAUGGUAGAACCAGCCCCCUUAAAAUUUAAAUUCAAGGCUUUAGAAGGCAGUCUGGUAGCCUUUGGAGAUGAGUUCAGAUAACUGCAGUGAAACGAGAGCUUGGAUUGUACAAGAGGAUGGUAUAGGUUUCUGAAGAUAACUGUGUUUGGAGAGCCCUCGUUGAACUGUGUCAUAAAUAUACUAUUUUAAUUCACAUUUUAGCAAUGUCAGCAUUUGUUACCAAGAAUACAUAUCGUUCAUUGUUGUGUCAUUGUUUUAAAAAUGGCAGAAAAGUGAAAUGGCCAUACUGAUUUCUCACAAAUUUAUCUUAUGUUUUACAAUCAGUGAACAAUUGUCAAGCAGACUUCUGAGAUGAUAUAUUUUAAAAUUUCCCCCCCCCUGACCAUUACAUUUAUUAGACUGUGAGAGGGGAAAGGUGUUUGCAUGAAAUUAUUGAUGAAUAUUUUGAUUUUUUUUCAUUAUGAUCUGUAAUUAGUGUUGAUGGAGGCAUUUGUCAUCACUUUUUUACCAGAUCAUUAGGUUUUAAGGGAAAAAACCUAAAGAAAAUUUUUGUGCUGACAUUGUGAUUGCUUAAUAUUUAUGGAUUUAAUAGUGUCAAUUAUUGAUGGUAUUUCACAUACAUUUCCAGUAUCUCGGUAAUAUAAAUGAAACUUUAAUGUAAAAAUGCUACUGCACUGCAAACUGAAGACAGAUGUUUGCUGGUUCUAUUGUAUAUUACCAUGAAGCUAUUGUAAAAUUUUUCUAAAUAUUGUAGUCUUGUAGUUCCAAUAUUUUUUGCUAUGAUGCCGUCCUGUUUCCAAAUGUAGAAUUUUUGGAAGAACGUUAUUUUUGGAAAUUGGAAUCAAAGGAAGACAGGUUCACUUCAAGAAUUUUUUUUUUUACUUGAAUAUUUAUGAAAAAUGAAAGCUGGUGAACUUAUUCAUCCAGAGUUACAUAUAUAUAUAUAUAACUCUUUCUUAUUAUGGAGAACAUAACUAAUACAGCAUCUGUGAUUUUUUUUAUUAUAGGAAGGAACUUGAUCUUACUUCUUUUUUUAAUUAAAAUCUGAUGCUGUGACAAGGAAUGGGGUUUUAAUAUACAUGUAUAAACACAUUUGUGAUGCUAGUCAAGUAAGUCAUAUAUCUUGCCCCCUUUUUAUUUGCUGCAUGUGGAAAUUCAUGUGAAAGUUGAAAAAGAUAAGAGUACCACCAUGUGAUGGUUAUAUAUUUUUUGUUAUUUUGUUUUCUUAAAUGUACACGUAUUGUGUAUUUCUGUAAGAAGUGGUGGUACAAUUGCCCUAGCAUCCAAUUUUCUAUACGUAUUGUAAAAGAAUUUUUGAUGUGCAUGCAUUUCCACAUUUAGCUGCUAAAUGGUGCAUUAUGUACAUUGUACUUAGUAUAUGGUCUUUUUGACAACAAUUUGACUGCGUAUUAAUUAAAUAUUUCAAUUACAUGUAGAAAUAGUAUUUGGAACUUUUUUUUUCACUGAAAGAGGGAUUUCUUCUUUCCCUGUUAACUGAUAUUUAAGGAUUUUAAAAGAAAAAACUUUCAACAUGAACAUGUUUAAAGUUUGAGAUUUGCUAUGCAGGUUCAAGUAUCCUUUGUUCCAUAAUCUAAAGGAAGAAAUGUAGAGUUAAGUUUUGGACAUGUUAUAGACACUUAAUUUCAGGAUUCUACACAAGAGUAAACCACAAAGGGCACUCAAACCUAGCAUAAAAAUGUUUGUUUGAACGACUAGUGUCACAAAUAGCUAUUGUAUCCGUAUUUUAAUGAUUGAACCACGUCUUUCAAAAGGUCAUCUUAUGGGGAGAGGACAUGUUAUGUGCCAGUUUUUUGUUUCUCAAGUAUUUGUUGUGGAGAUUUUUGGCAAGAGUUUGUGUUUUUUUUUCCACAAGCCUAGGCCUGUCAACCUUAAUAUCCAGACAAUGGAGCUUUUAUACAAUAUCUUGACCUAUUGCGAUUAAUAGUCCCAGAACAAAUACAUAAUAGAAAUUUUUUCAUCCUUCGUUGUGUAUUUUUAUUUUUCUGAAUGUUAAUUAUUGACAAAUAUUUGUUAUUCUUACAUUGUGAUUUUCCUAACUUUGUUUAAAUGGAACAUUAUUUUAAUCUUAAAGGCUCUGGAUCCCUCGUUUUCAAAGUCUGUAUGUUAGAGAUAUUAGAUUAUAGUGUAUGAUUUUAAAGAAUAGUUCUUGUGCUUUAUAAUCAAAACUGCAAAGUUACUGUUUUCUUACAGAUAACUGCUCUGAACAAAAGAGUUUUGGAUCUCCAUCAUGUUAAUGUUUACUUCGGUGCUUUUUUGUACAGAAACUUUAUAAAAAGCUGUCAGAAUUGGUGACUGUAGAUCUUCUUCGACAGUUUGAAGUAUGAAGCUGUACAAAAAGGUCGUUGUUUCCAAAAUCGGUGCACAUUGAAUUGCAUUGAAAUAUUAUUUCUGUGUUUUUUCUGUAUGGGAGAUGGAUAUUUUUCCUAAGCAAAUAUUGAAUUGUGUAAAGAUACAUGAUCAAUCCAGUUGUGCUUGUUAUUUUUGGAGCAUGCUUAAUGCAUGUAUUUCCAUAUAUCUCUUCAAUGUGCCAAAAAAUGAUUUCCUAUAGGAAAUUUUAUACAGCUUGUAGGGAUCCAGAGGUAUAUAUACGGUAUUUAAUGAUAUAAACUAUUCUGUAAAAGACAUUCCAAAAUGUGUUCAAGUUCCUGUGUGUAUAUUUAUGGGGUCUCACAUUUUUUUCAUUCAGAUUAUCUUGACCAUUUUAUCUUUUCGACUUACCAUUGAUAAUAUUCUCGUCACUUAACUUUUUUUUGUUUUGUAUGUGUCUAUUUUCACAGUGUAUCCAUAUGAUAUUCAUGCAGUAUUGAAAAGGAAAAUUCAGCAGUAUUGCGAGGCUUUUUUUUUUUUUUUAAAUAAUAAACCAGGGCUUUCAUCCUCUGCCAUAAAGGUUUCCUCAUAAUCAUUUUCACCCGCGUAAAAAAUAAUCGAGUUAUAUAGAUAUGUUUUAUCAUGUACAUGUAUCUUUAUUGUUAGGGGAGACUUUUUUUGGUGCUGCCUUUAUGACCUGGUGCUUCCUUUUGAAAAAUGGAGGAAGCAAAGGAUGAUCUUGGUGCAUGUUGCAUCCUUGUUGCAAGUUUUCUGUGAUGAGUCAAAUUUGAAGUAAAAAUAAUGUGCAAUUCUUUUUUUUUUUUAUAAUAUUAUAUCACAGAUGUUUUACAGUCACAUCAAUGGCAAUCUUUUUUAUAUAAAUAUUUACAAAUUAAUUUAUUCAGUAUUUUUUUAUUUUAAAAAUGUGAUGUGUGAAUGACUUAAUUUUACAAAGGGAAAAAUAAGGGUAGCUGUAUUUAGUAUACAUGUGCAUGUUAUUUGAUGAGUGUGGGGGAAUUUUGGCAGAGGGUGAAUUUUUAAAGAUCGUUUAGGAGGGCCUUGUAAAUGGUUAGGUUUUCAGUAAAGAUUUUUAAUAUAUACCAGUUCGCCAGUUUUCUUGGGUACCGUUGACCUUCAUAGUUACAUGUAAAUUACUGGUAAAUGUGCUUUUGGUAUCUCAGGACUUUAUGAUGAAAUCUGAAUUCUUUUUUUUGCAACAAAGUGAAAGUAAAAGCAAUAUUUUUCAUUGUUUAUCUCUUUAAUGCUAGAGUUUUGAACUGUUUAUCCAGAGAACCUUUUUUGUAAUCUUGAUUUGGCUGUAGACACUUUUUUUGUACUCAUCAAACUUGUAUACAUUGAAUGUCAGAGUCAAAACAGAGAACAGGAGAAAGUCAGAUUCUGAGUGCAGAAAAUUAUUUAGUCUGAAGAAUUUUGAGUCUUGGUAUCCAGAUGUUAUGAUUCUUUGUCCAUUUCACAGCAAAUAAUCCUGUACAAUGAAUUGGCAUGUCAUGUAUAAAACCCACGAAUUUGUAUGAGAGAAGAUAACUUUUAGGAGAGAGUGUUUCAGAAUGGGACGGCAUAUUUUGUAUUAGUUAUUUUUUCUUGUCUUUUUUUUGUGCUGUGCUGUAUAUUUGGGGGGAAAUUAACCUGUAAACCUGCAGCUCAGACAAUUCGAAACAAGUUUUGAAUGUGGUUGUUCAAAUAAAAUCUUUCAAUGUUGA
Saccostrea echinata is the source of this 6522-nucleotide messenger RNA. Its product is annotated as ATP-dependent RNA helicase DDX3X-like. NCBI's taxonomy places the organism in Eukaryota, Metazoa, Mollusca, Bivalvia, Ostreida, Ostreidae. Gene Ontology annotation, biological process: cell differentiation; gamete generation. Gene Ontology annotation, cellular component: nucleus; P granule. Bases 95 to 2407 code for a protein of 770 amino acids. The transcript is spliced from 17 exons. Gene Ontology annotation, molecular function: RNA binding; RNA helicase activity; ATP binding. The record is from RefSeq and is a predicted model, not a curated record.